UUCCCCCCCCCCCCCCCAUAACAGAUCUGGCUACGCCCACCGUCAAUAUGUCCCGUCACAAACUCCGUAAUAUGAAUAUUUGCUACUCGGACGUCGACCUUGGCGCAUCAGACGCCGACACAUCUGGACAUGCUCGCUUGCAGGAUUUCCUGGAUCUCUGCUCUGCAUAUCCCACCAACUUGUCAUUAUCCCUGCAUUUACCAUAUGGCACGUACUGCCGAAGUCUGAAACCCACUGACACAGUGGCCCCCGGCGUGCACACAGUCCAUCCACUUCGAUACUCCUUAUCGAGCUUCGAGGUUGCUAGCGUGUCCUCGAGAUAUGCACUACAGUUGCUAACACUGGUCAAUCCGCGAACAUGCCAUCGACUGCGAAAAUUGGGUAUCCAGCUCGCGGACGGACCGUGUGCAGAACUUAUGGCGGAAGUUACCAGCAUACUGCAAUUCUUCGGAGCUGCACUCGAGGAUUUCCAAUGGGUUCAUAAGCAAGUUGAAGCUUUCGAAGCUGCCAUACCGCGAUUAUCAGCGAACACAUCACUGGAGCAUCUGCGCAUAGUCUUUACACUUCCACCGUCGCCGCAGACAAUACAAAUGAUGUUCGCUGCCUUGCUGUCCGACAUCACCAGCUCGCACCUGCGGCAAAUCAAUUUUCUCAUUUAUCUUGAACGACCCGGAUAUCACCGGGACGCAAAUGUGGUCCCUGUCUCCCCAGCAUACACGACAACUUCUAUCCCCACAUUCCACGCCAUGCUUUCUCGCGGUAUCUAUGACAGGCUUCCAAAGAAUGGCGUAUCUAUCCACUUCUGCCGGUCGGGAAUCUUCAUACCAAUGCUGGAGGAUGGGACCGUGAUGUCUGGGAUCAAAUCCCACAUGUCCGCUCUCUUUGCACCGUGGCUGAGUCGAGGAGUUCUGGAUAUCAAGUUCGAACACGACUUUAACUGGCCCUAGAAUUCACUCUGAGGUGAGUUCCAUUGCUUCGUUAUCCAGACGCCUGGCUGCGACCUGCUCGGUGCGCUAAUCAGCUCAACCCAGAUCGCAUCG
This is a messenger RNA of Fomitopsis serialis, 1040 nucleotides long. RefSeq lists its product as uncharacterized. The record is from RefSeq and is a predicted model, not a curated record. The coding region runs from base 48 to 947 and encodes 299 amino acids. The transcript has 2 exons. NCBI's taxonomy places the organism in Eukaryota, Fungi, Basidiomycota, Agaricomycetes, Polyporales, Fomitopsidaceae.